AUGUUUCAUUUGAAGGAGAAUCAGUUGUCUGGUGGUUUGUUUGGUGGUUGUUGCCAAUUUUUUGUUGGAUAUUUAAAUGUAUAUGGUGGUCCGAAAUCAUGGUAUUCAAUUAUUUGCUUUCUUAUUUAUUUUGUCAAUAUCUUCAGUGACAGGAGUAUAUUGGGGUUUCCCAUGGCUUGCUCGAAUACUUUUGGACUUGUUACAGGUGCAUUUCUUCUUGGUUUUGGUUUGAGCGAGAUUCCGAAGAGCAUUUGGAGAAAUGCUGACUGGAUCACUCGCCAAAAGGUUCUUUCUCAUAAAAUUGCCAAAAUGGCUUUGAAACUUGAUGACGCGCAUCAAGAGCUAUCAAAUGCCAUUGUUGUUGCUCAGGCAACAUCCAAACAGAUAUCCAAACGUGAUCCUUUGAGACCCUACAUGGAUAUUAUUGAUAAUAUGUUAGUGCAAAUGUUCAAAGAAGACCCGUCAUUCAAACCCCGAGGAGGCCAAUUAGGGGAAAAUGAUAUGGACUAUGAUACAGAUGAGAAAUCGAUGGCAACACUUAGGUGCAAUCUUAGGGGAGCUCGGGAGGAGUAUUGUCGCUACAAAAGUUUGACCAGGGUGGAAAUUCUCAAAUUCCUGGCUUCUCAUCAACUGCAAAAGGAAGGAGAUUGUAAUAAGAACACUGUUGGUAUAUAUAGGCCUGAUCUAAGGUUUUCCCUGAAGCAACAGCUGUGCUGUUCUGAUUUCAUUUCAGUUUUUGAUGUAGGAAAUGAGUAUUUGACGUAUGUCAGGGAGGCCCUUGAACUGGAAGAUACGAUGAAGAAUUAUGAACGACGCAAUGCGACCGGAUGGAAAUUUGUUUCAAGUUUCAGCUCCGAACGGUCUGGCACAUUAGGAUCCUUCUUUGACACUAUAGAAUUCAUCUGGCGAUGUGUUUUGAGGAAGCAACUGGAGAAAUUUUUGGCGGUCAUUGUUGGUUGCAUGUCAGUUGCAAUUCUUUUAGCAGAGGCAACUUUGUUGCUUAGUGUUGAUUUAUCCCUUUUUUCAAUUCUCAUAAAAUCUGUAGGCAAGCAAGAGGUGUUCGUGCAGGUCUUUGCUUUUGUUCCCCUGAUGUAUAUGUGCGUCUGCACAUACUAUUCAUUGUUCAAGGUUGGAAUGCUAAUGUUUUAUUCAUUUACACCUAAACAAACCAGCUCAGUCAGCUUGCUUAUGAUAUGCUCGAUGGUAGCUCGGUAUGCACCUCCAAUUUCAUACAAUUUCCUCAAUCUCAUUGUCCUUGGUGAGAAGAAUAAACCUAAGGAAACUAUUUUUGAAAAGCGUAUGGGAAACAUUGAUCAAGCUGUCCCUUUUUUUGGGAGUGGAUUCAACAGAAUCUAUCCACUUAUGAUGGUUAUAUAUACACUGUUGGUUGUGAGCAACUUCUUUGACCGGGUUAUUAAUUUCUUUGGAAACUGGAAGAUAUUUAGAUUUCAAACUGAGGCAGAUGAUAUGGAUGGUUUUGAUCCAUCAGGAUUAAUUAUAUUGCAAAAAGAAAGAACUUGGCUUGAAGAAGGGUGCAUAGUUGGUGAACAUGUUGUUCCACUGGCUAGAAAUUUCAACGAUGUGGCCAUAGAUGUGGAAUCUGGUAUCAAAAGCACGGAUAGGAAUGGUGUCGAAAUGAAGGCAACCACCAAUUUAACCAAGGACAAUUUGAAGGGAAGUUCAUCAAAACCUCUGAAAGAUGAGGUCCGUAGAUAUGGAGGGAGCAAAGAAGUCAUCAGCAGCAAAUAUGCUGCCAUGAGAGAACAGACCAUACAAGCAUCCAACAUGAUGCCAGUGGAGAAUAUAGCCUCUGCUAAAGUGUCUUUGCUUGAUGCAGGGAGAUCUCCGUCUAGCGAAAGUCCAGGAGUUCCAGCUGGUUUAGCCUCAAAAUGGGCAUCAAUGAAAUCUGGUUUUCAAAGUUUCAAGGCGAACGUAGCUGCCAAAAAAUUAAUUCCUUCUCGCCAACUUCAGGACGCCAAUCAUCUCACUCGUGUGUCCUCGUCUGAGUCCCUUGAUGAGAUAUUUCAAAGAUUGAAACGACCUGCUUUAGAACAUUCUAGUCGUAGGGAUGAGGACGGCGAUGAGAUUGACAUGGGAGUUUCAAGGCCCACCAGAUAAUGUAUACGGUUUAUUCGACUUUCAAGUAAAUGGAAUGUAGUUGUCACUGAUUGUCACAAGAUGUACAGAUCCCAGAGAAGGGAUUAUACGAAUUUCUUACCCACUCUCUGAACUUUAUAGUAAAUGGAAUGUACUUGUUACUCAUGGUGAAGAUCAGUCAACAAUCUCAUUUUGUUAUAAAAUUCAUUAGUGAGUUGUAAUCUCACUUAUUUUGUAGUCACUUUGAUACGGUACCAAAUUUUUU
Ilex paraguariensis (yerba mate) is the source of this 2362-nucleotide messenger RNA. The record is from the annotation of a GenBank genome assembly. Lineage: Eukaryota; Viridiplantae; Streptophyta; Magnoliopsida; Aquifoliales; Aquifoliaceae.